This is a messenger RNA of Pogona vitticeps (central bearded dragon), 2411 nucleotides long. The record is from RefSeq and is a predicted model, not a curated record. Lineage: Eukaryota; Metazoa; Chordata; Lepidosauria; Squamata; Agamidae.
GAAGAGGCAGUAACUGUAUUUUGGAAGGGUGCUGUUCUUGAGGUUAACAGUGGAAACUUUUCCCCUUUGUUAUUUUGCUUAGCCAGACAGGGCAACAAAGAUGAUUGGGAAUGAAGAGGACAUUUCUGACAUCUCCCGUCGUGCAACUGUGAAUAAGAGGACAAGUGGAAUUCUGUGGAGGCAGUCGUUCUUUCAGUGUGGAAAAAAAUUACUGUGAAGGACAAAAAAAUUGACACACUUAAAAGGCAGAAAAGGAAAGAACGGAAGGCAGAGAACAAGAGGGGAAAAGAAAUCUCCAGCUCUUCCUACUGAUGUUGAUGCACUUCUGAUCAUCUGAAAAAAUCAACAGGGAAAAGGAAGGAGAAAAGGUUCCCUGGGCAGAUAAACAUUCAGGGGUGCCUCAGAUGACAAUAGACUUGACAAAGUGCACCCAGAUGAGAAACAAAUUCAAUGCAUUAAACAAGGAAAGAGCAUCACAAUGCACAGUGAUUAUACUUCACGUGAAACAUCCCUGAGAGGUGAGAGAGAGUAUAAAUGCCUACAGUGUGGAAAGAGCUUCAGUGAGACCAGUAGGCUUGUUUCUCAUCAAAGGACUCACACUGGGGAGAAACCAUAUAAAUGCAUGGAAUGUGGAAAGAGCUUCGGUCACGUCAGUUCCCUGAGUAGACAUGAAAGAACUCACACUGGGGAGAAAUCAUAUAAAUGCAUGGAAUGUGGAAAGAGCUUCCGUAAGAACACUCACAUGAGUUCACAUCAAAGAACUCACACUGGGGAGAAACCAUAUAAAUGCAUGGAAUGUGGAAAAAGCUUCGCUCACAGCAAGAGUCUCAGUUCCCAUCGAAGAACUCACACUGGGGAGAAACCAUAUAAAUGUAUGGCAUGUGGAAUGAGCUUCAGUCGCAGCAGUGCCCUGAGUUCACAUCAAGGAACACACACUGGGGAAAAACCAUAUAAAUGCAUGGAAUGUGGAAAGAGCUUCAGGCAGAAUGGUGGCCUGAGUACACAUCAAAGAACUCACACUGGAGUGAAACCAUAUAAAUGCAUAGAAUGUGGAAAGAGCUUCAGUCAGAGCAGUCACCUGAGUAACCAUCAGAGAAUUCAUACUGGGGAGAAACCAUAUAAAUGUGUGGAUUGUGGAAGCAGCUUCAUUAAUAGCACUCUCCUGAGUUCACAUCAAAGAAUUCACACUGGAGAGAAACCAUACAAAUGCAUGGAAUGUGGACAGAGUUUCAAUCACAACGGUUCCCUGAGUUCACAUAAAAGAACUCACACUGGAGAGAAACCAUAUAAAUGCAUGGAAUGUGGAAAGAGCUUCAAUCAGAAGAAUAACCUGACUACCCAUCAAAGAACUCACACUGGGGAGCAACCUUAUAAAUGCAUAGAAUGUGGAAAGGGCUUCAAUCAGAAGAGUUCCCUGAGUUCCCAUCAAAGAACUCACACUGGGGAGAAACCAUAUAAAUGCUUGGAAUGUGGGAAGUGUUUCAGUCAGAACAGUUCCCUGAGUUCUCAUCAAAGAACUCACACAGGGGAAAAACCAUAUAACUGCAUGGAAUGUGGAAAGAGCUUCAGUCACAACAAGAGUCUGAGUUCCCAUCAAAGAACUCACACUGGGGAGAAACCAUAUAAAUGCUUGGAAUGUGGGAAGUGUUUCAGUCAGAACAGUUCCCUGAGUUCUCAUCAAAGAACUCACACUGGGGAGAAACCAUAUAAAUGCUUGGAAUGUGGGAAGUGUUUCAGUCAGAACAGUUCCCUGAGUUCUCAUCAAAGAACUCACACUGGGGAGAAACCAUAUAAAUGCUUGGAAUGUGGGAAGUGUUUCAGUCAGAACAGUUCCCUGAGUUCUCAUCAAAGAACUCACACUGGGGAGAAACCAUAUAAAUGCUUGGAAUGUGGGAAGUGUUUCAGUCAGAACAGUUCCCUGAGUUCUCAUCAAAGAACUCACACAGGGGAAAAACCAUAUAACUGCAUGGAAUGUGGAAAGAGCUUCAGUCACAACAAGAGUCUGAGUUCCCAUCAAAGAACUCACACUGGGGAGAAACCAUAUAAAUGCUUGGAAUGUGGGAAGUGUUUCAGUCAGAACAGUUCCCUGAGUUCUCAUCAAAGAACUCACACUGGGGAGAAACCAUAUAAAUGCUUGGAAUGUGGGAAAUUUAUUUGGAGCACACAUGGGUGUCUCUUGCACUAAGCAAAGGGUUGCACAGAAUUUUUAUUGGCCAGGGAUGGGGAAGCAAAUUAAUCAAUACUGGCAAACCUGUGAUACUUGCUAGAAGCAAGGUACUGGAUGUCACAACCCAGCCUCCGUAAGGAAUGCUUGAUUAGUUGAAUAGAGAGCUCCAGGUGUCUGGGUCCUCCUUAUCAGCUUGAGCAGAGUCUGAAUGACCCCAGCUAGGACGUACUGCAGACCCCUUCCA